ACGCGCGAAACAGAGUCGUGUGUGCUGGAUUCAUCUCAUCUCAUACAAAUUAAAAGUAUUUUCAUUUUUAUACUUCUUCUCUUUCUACAAGUACAACCUCUUCUUCUUCCUGAUUCAUUCAUUCUGUAGUUGAAACUUGAAACAACUCGCUCAGUAACAGUGUUGACUUCAUGGAAUCGAUGUCAUCUUCAUCAUCAUCCUUCAAUUUGAUUUCUCAACAAUGGAUCUACGACGUGUUCAUAAAUUUCAGAGGGGAAGACACGCGAAAGAGCCUGGUUUCUCAUCUAUAUGCUGCUCUCUCAAACGCGGGAAUCAACACUUUUCUUGAUGAUGAAAAGCUUAAAAAGGGAUGGGAAGUAGAACCAGAACUAUUGCGAGCUAUACAAGGGUCUCAAAUAUGUUUAGUUAUUUUCUCAGAACACUACACAGAAUCUAGUUGGUGUCUUGUUGAACUCGUGAAAAUCAUGGAACACCGCAAAACUAAUAAUAACAGUCCAGUGGUUAUCCCCAUAUUUUACCAUGUUGACCCUUCUGUUGUUCGUCGCCAGGUGGGUGAUUUUGGAAAAGCUUUAGAAGCUAUUACCAAAAGAAUUCACCCACCAAAAGAGAGGCAAGAACUUUUGCGGACAUGGAAGCGUGCUCUUACCCAAGCUGCAAAUAUUUCCGGAUGGGAUUCCAGCAUUUUCAGGAGUGAAAGUGAACUAGUGAAUAAAAUUGUUGAUGAAGUUUUGAGAAAGCUGGAAAACACAUUCUUGCCUACAACAGAAUUCCCAGUUGGACUAGAGUCCCGUGUGGACCAAGUGAUGUUGUCGAUUGAAAAUCAAUCAAGCAAAGUGUCUGCGGUAGGGAUUUGGGGAAUGGGCGGGUUGGGUAAAACUACCACAGCCAAAGGCAUCUACAAUAAAAUUCAUCGCAAAUUUGUGCAUAGAAGUUUCAUUGAGAAUAUUAGACAAACAUGCGAAUCAGAUAAAGGGUAUAUUCGUUUGCAACAACAACUUCUGUCAGAUCUCUUCAAAACAAAGGAGAAGAUACACAACAUUGCAUCAGGGACAAUUACAAUCAACAAAAGGCUCUCUGCAAAAAAGGUGCUCAUUGUACUUGAUGAUGUGACCAAAGUUCAGCAGGUAAAAGCACUAUGUGGAAAUUAUAAAUGUUUAGGUUUGGGAAGUGUACUAAUUGUUACAACCAGAGAUGCACACGUGCUUAGGUCACUUGAAGUUGACUGUGUCUGUACAGCGAAAGAAAUGGAUGAAAAUGAGUCCCUUGAGCUUUUCAGUUGGCAUGCUUUUAGAAACGCAACUCCAAGAGCAAACUUCAGUGAUCUCUCAAAAAAUGUAGUUAAUUACUGUGGAGGAUUACCCUUGGCUGUUGAAGUCCUCGGAUCUUACUUAUUUGAAAGGACAAAAGAAGAAUGGAAAAGUGUGCUAUCAAAGUUAGAAAAAAUUCCCCAUGAAGAAGUGCAAGAGAAAUUGAAAAUAAGCUAUGAUGGUUUGACAGAUGACACAAAGAAGGCUAUAUUUCUUGAUGUAUGUUGUUUCUUUAUCGGCAAGGACAGAGACUAUGUUACCGAGAUACUAAACGGUUGUGGACUUUUUGCUGGUAUAGGAAUAGCUGUCCUCAUAGAGAGGAGCCUUUUAAAAGUUGAAAAGAAUAACAAGCUUGGAAUGCAUGAUUUAAUAAGAGACAUGGGAAGAGAAAUUGUUCGUGGAAGUUCAACAAACGAUCCAGGGGAGCGUAGUCGGUUGUGGCUUCACGAGGAUGCACAUAGUGUUUUGACAAAGAAUACGGGAACACAAAAAGUUGAGGGAUUGAUUUUGAACUUGCAAAGUAAAGGCAGAGAUAGCUUCAGUACCAAUGUUUUCCAACAGAUGCAGAACAUGAGACUUUUGCAACUUGAUUGUGUUGACCUCACCGGAGAAUUUGCACAUCUUUCCAAACAGCUGAGAUGGGUCAAUUGGCAACGAUCUACCUUCAACUGUAUACCGAAAGACUUUUAUCAAGGAAAUCUAGUUGUUUUAGAAUUAAAAUUUAGCAAUGUUAAACAAGUUUGGAAGGAAACCAAGUUGUUGGACAAGCUAAAAAUACUCAAUCUCAGUCAUUCCAAGUACUUGAAAAGUACCCCUGACUUUUCAAAAUUACCGAAUCUAGAAAAGCUCAUUAUGAAGGAUUGUCCAAGUUUGUCCGAGAUACACCCGUCCAUUGGAGUUCUCAAGAAGCUUCUUCUGAUAAAUUUGAAGGACUGUACAAGUCUUGGCAAUCUACCAAGGGAGAUCUAUCAGCUGAUAUCUGUGAAAACUCUCAUUCUUUUUGGUUGUUCAAAGAUUGACAAAUUGGAGGAAGAUAUAGUGCAAAUGAAAUCCUUGACAACUCUAGUUGCAGCAAAUACUGGCGUCAAACAAGCACCCUUUUCCAUUGUUAGAUCAAAAAGCAUUGUGUAUAUAUCCCUAUGCGGAUAUGAAGGAUUAUCACGUGAUAUUUUUCCUUCUCUCAUUUGGUCUUGGAUGUCACCAACAAUGAAUCCCUUGCCAUAUAUUCCCCUCACAUCCUUGGAUGUAGAGAGUAAUAAUUUGGUUUUGGGUUAUCAAUCAUCAAUGCGCAGUAGUUGUUCAGAACAUAGAAGCGUUAGGGUAGAAUGCCAAUCAGUGAUUCAACUAAUUCAAAAAUUAACAAGUUUUCUUGAUGGUCUAUAUGGUGCAAAUCUUACUGAAUCGGAAACAUCACAUGCAUCAAAAAUCUCGGAUAUUUCCUUGAAAUCUCUUUUGAUUACAAUGGGAAGUUGCCACAUAGUCGUCGAUACUCUUGGCAAGAGCUUAUCACAGGGAUUGACAACCAAUGAUUCUAGUGAUUCUUUCCUUCCGGGCGACAAUUAUCCUUCUUGGUUAGCCUAUACAAAUGAAGGACCUUCAGUACGGUUUGAAGUGCCCGAGGAUUGUGAUGGUUGCUUGAAGGGAAUAACUUUAUAUGUUGUUUAUUCAUCGACACCUGAAAACAUGGAAACUGAAUGUCUCACUGGUGUUUUGAUCAUUAAUUACACAAAAUGCACGUUUCAUAUAUACAAGCGAGACACAGUAAUGUCCUUUAACGAUGAAGAUUGGCAGAGUGUAAUAUCAAAUUUAGCAGUUGGGGACAGUGUGGGGAUUUUUGUAGCUUUUGGGCAUGGAUUGACUGUUAAGAAGACAGUUGUCUAUCUAACAUAUGCCGAGUCAAGUGCUAUGCAAAUUGAGCCAUCAAUUACUGUGGAAGUUAAACCAUCUAGUGAAGUGCAAAUGGAGCCAUUACCUGAACCGGAAAUGCAACCAUCAUCUAAUGUGAAAACGGAGCCAUCACUAGAAGAAGUGCAGCCAUCGGCUGAUAUGAAGAUGGAACCAUUACCUGAACUGGAAGUGAAACCAUCGUCUAAUGUGAAAAGGGAGGCAUCACCUGAUGUGAAGAUGGAGCCAUUACCUGAACUGGAAGUGCAACCAUCAUCUAAUGUGAAAAGGGAGUCAUUACUUGAAGAUGAAGUGCAACCAUCACUUGAUGUGAAGAUGGAACCAUCACCUAUCAUCAACAAUGGGCCAUUACCUAAGAGAAAUACAAAAAUAUUUGUAAGAUUUUCAAAGAAAUUGGGAGAAUGUUUAUGCUUGAAUCGGAAUAGAGAUCUCAAUAAUUUUUAAUUGUGCACUCCUUUGUCCAAAUUUUGAAUUUCCUUGUAUAUGUUUUGUAAUAUUUUUGUGGGAAGGAAAAAUCCAUAUGAAUGCACUAACUGUGAAUGAAGUGGUCAUUGGUCAUAAGCAUUGGGCAUA
Messenger RNA from Medicago truncatula (barrel medic), 3785 nucleotides. RefSeq names its product disease resistance protein RUN1. The coding region runs from base 171 to 3656 and encodes 1161 amino acids. The transcript is spliced from 6 exons. NCBI's taxonomy places the organism in Eukaryota, Viridiplantae, Streptophyta, Magnoliopsida, Fabales, Fabaceae. The record is from RefSeq and is a predicted model, not a curated record. Gene Ontology annotation, biological process: signal transduction; defense response. Gene Ontology annotation, molecular function: ADP binding.